This is a messenger RNA of Astrephomene gubernaculifera, 5299 nucleotides long. The record is from the annotation of a GenBank genome assembly. Lineage: Eukaryota; Viridiplantae; Chlorophyta; Chlorophyceae; Chlamydomonadales; Astrephomenaceae.
GUUAGCUUUACUAACACAUGAUGACUUAAUUUCAAACAGGGUUCACUGUAGGUCGAAAGCAUGGGUUAAAAUUCGAAAGGAAGCAAAGGCCUGAUUUCCAACGGUUCGCUGUGACAUCCUGGAUGAAAAUUUACGGAAAUGUAUUUAACCCGUUAAUCUCGUUAGGGAGUUCCUCUACAUACGCCUAGGUUUGACGGGGGUUGCCUCACCAUGGCCCGGAACGGCUCAGGGCCGGCUUCCAAGGAGGACUUCCUUGCGUUAUUGAGCAUGGAAGCAGCGAGGGCGCAGCUUAAGACUGAGCCAAACGCAUCCCGCGAAGCCGUCGUGGACGCCCUGUCACUAAGAGCAGAGCAAGUUUGCAAGUCAAUCCACCUUCCAGGGACUGACACAGCUGCCACCAAGGGUCAAGGCGGCUCGGAAACACAUGCGGGUCUACUUCAGAAGGCCUCCGCAGCUUCUUGCACCGACAAUAGCACAGCCCAUGCUCCCGCCGCUCAUGUCAAGCUCGAGGUUAUGACAACUGACAUCGACUCAGCGGCAAACGCUGCAACCCUUGCCGACGCUGCUCCUAGCACUGCUUCUCCCGGUAACACUGCUUUAGGGACUGUAGCGGCAGCUAACGCUAGCGUCCCCACUUCGGCCCCCGAAGGAGCUAACCAGGCCGGUUCUGCGUCCCCUUGGAGCCUCCCGGAGGAGUCCUGCGAGGCGGCUGAGGGGCCCGCAGAGCAGCCCCCGCCAGCUGAACCCCAGGGCCCGACAGCUCACACCGCUGACAGCGGCGCUGCUGCUGCUGCUGCCGACCCCGCAGCAGCAGCAACAACAGCAGCCACAGAUCCAGCGCAGCCGGGCCGGGACACCCAGUCCCCGCCGGCUACCCAGGCGGAGCAGGAAGGGCAGGAGGGCCCGCAGGCGGCCCAGGGAGCGCAACCCACGAAGGAGGCUGCAGGAGCAGCAGCACAGCCGGAGGGGAGGAGCGAGGAGGAAGGGGAAGGAAAGCCGGCAACGGGUCGGGAGGAGCAGCAACAGCAAGCGAAUGCGGCACCUCAUGCUGCUUCCACUGCCGUACGGCAUCACCAGGUGCAUCUGCCCAACCUACAGCAGAUGGCUUGGAGGCGCCCUGAGGAGCAACAGCAGCAGGAUCAUCAGCAGCAGCAGCAGCAGGACCACCCUCGCCCUGAGGAUCAGCAGCAGCAGCAGGACCACCCUCGCCCUGAGCAGCAGGAGCAGCAGCAGCAGGAGCAGCAUGCGGCCGGUGUACUGCCUCAGCAGCUACGCAGGGUCGGGUCCGUGGGGCCGUCUGCCGAUGCGGGCGCAGGUGGCGUGCAGGUGGUAACGGCAGCAGAGGCGGCCGCUGCUGGGCCGCGGCUGCAAGGGGAGGAAGGCGGGGUUGCUGUAAUGCAGGCGGAGGCAGCCGCCGCUGGUGAGCCGGGCACGUUUGGGAGCGGCGAGGAGGGCGCUGCUGGCGGCAGCAGCGGGGGACCUGCGGCUGCGCAGGAAGCGGAGGGUGGAGAGGAAGGCGCCCCAGAGGGGCAGGGAGAGCAGCAGGAGGAGCAGAAGGCAUUCGUAACCAUCGUUCGGGUGCACAAUCGCAUGCUCUUAAUCACACAGCCCGCGCUGCGCACCUUUUGGCCGCAGCACGAGAGUAUCGCCAGCCAACAGGGUGCCGGUGUGCCGGCCGUCACUGUCAAGGUCUUCCUCGCAGUUCCCGAGGACCGCGAAGCUGCUGCUGCUGCUGCUGCUGCUGCUGCUGCUGCUGCUGCUGCUGCUGCUGCUGGCACUGCUGCUGCGGAUGCGGAUGCUGCUGAUCCUGCUGAGGAUGCUGCCGCCGGCAUGGGGAGUUCGUCCCGCAUGCAGGAGGCGGAUGCGGUCCUCGUCGUCUACAACGGGGGCAGGUCCUGGAGACUGAAGCGGGUUAGCGAGUGGCUGUCCUUGGUGGGUAUUUCCAACUCCGGGAAGGUGGAGAUUUGGCUUGACAGCGGGGGUCGCGUGUGCCUUGCAAGGCACUGGGAACCACGCGACUCAAUAGGCGCGGGAGAGGGCAACGCCAAAGAGGGGGGCGAGAUGUCCGACGCACCGCCGCCGGCCGGCACGCACCGGGGGUUAAAGCGGCGACGGUGGACCCGCUCUCUGGCGCGUAUUGACGAGCAGCCCGUAGUAGCCAAAGCCGCAGCGGCGUGCGGAGACGACGGCAGCAGGGACGACGAGGAAGCGCCGGAAAGGGACGACGAGGAAGACGCGGCCGCCGGGGUUCCCGAAGUUGGCGACGAUGGGGAGCCUGACGCUGACGUCGGCGGUCAUGAUGACGUGGCAGCGGAGGGGCGCGAGGGUGGCGGCGGAGGCAACGGCAGGCGCAGCACUGCCGGCAACCCGGCGGCGGCGGCGGAGGGGCGUGAUGGUGGCGGAGGCAGCGGGAGUCAGCAGCGGCUGGCUGGCGCUGAGGGCAGGUUGCGCUGGAGUGUGCUGAAUGGUAAGGCUCUGACCAAAUCUGAUGUGGACCUGAGGCGGUUGGACGCCUUGGCGUUCAUGGUGGGUCCCGGCGGGGUGUUCCAGGAGCUCGCCAGCUCGGAUUACACGGGGAAGCUGACGCUGCUGGAGGAUGCGCCGAAUGGGGAAGUGUGGAAGGUGGCGUUUAACAAUCGUCGCAUCCUCAUCAUUUACGGCCUGAGGAAGGUCCUGCAGCGGUAUAACGGGGGCGAGAAAGACGUCAUGGUGUUCAGCAAAGUGAACCUGACGACCUACAAAGUCACCAUCCUCAAGGACGCACCCCAGGCAGAGGACGCCGCCCGCUACACCAAACGGGCCAGGUCAAAUCCCGCUGGCGACUCCGGCCCAGCCCACACCCCAGCCGCCUACAACCGCCGCUCGGGGGCAGCUGACGGCGCCGGCGGCAGCGGCGCCGUUGCCAUGAGAGGUGGUGCUACUGCUAGUGGUGCUGCUGGUGGCGGUGCUGCGCGAGGAGGUCUCAUGCGUAGCAGCGGCAGGCGGGUUAUGCACACGGUUCCGUUGGAGGACCUGCAGCCCGACAGCAGCCUGGAGCCAGCAGGCGGGAAGACGGCUGCUGGUGCUGGUGCUGCUGGUAGUGCUGGUGGCGCUGCUGGUGCUGGUGCUGCUGGUGGUGCGGCUCCCGGCAAGGCUCGGCCCUGUGAUAAAGAUGAUGACGGUGAUGGUGGUAGUGGUGACGACGACGAGGGCAGCAGUGAAGGGGAGGACGGCGAUGCUGCGGUGAUGAAGACCCUGACGGUGGUGGACUACAUGUAUCGGAAGAACGAGGUGCAUCUCAAGAUGGACUUGGUCCGGGCGCUGUUUGCAUGGCACACGGGGCGCGGUCCGGGUGUGGACAUUCCAUUAGAUGCAGUGGACGAACAGCAGCGAGACGGCGGCGGCGGCGGCGGUACGGCAGCUGUGGAUUUGGUGCUGCGGGGUUACGGCAAGGGGCAGUGGCGGUUGAAGAACCUGCCCAGGUGGUUGAAGCAGCGUGGGGCCCAAGUGGGUGACGAGGUGAGGCUGCGGCUGCUGGGGGCGGGCGAGGGCGGCAGGCCGCGGUUGGGACUGUCGCUUGUCACGCGGCGGAGGCGCAGGUCCGGAGCGCGCUGCAGUGAGUCGGACGGGGAUGACGAUGACGCGAUGUCUGUGGACGAAGAGGAGGAGGAGGAGGGAAGCGGCAGCGGCAGCGAUGACGGGGAGGAGGAGAGUGAGGAGAGCAGCGGCUCGGAAGGAGGCAGCGGCAGUGGAGGGGAGGAAGACGAAGAGGAGGAUGGUGACAGCGGCGCUGCAUUGGAGGAGGACGGCGGGAAGCAGCGAGCUGCUUCAGCAGGGAGAGGACGACGACAGCAGCACAGGAGGGGUGUGGGCGCUGGGCGGCAGCAGCCCGCAGCAGCUGGAGCCGCAGCAGCCGCACCGGCCGCUUGCAUGCUGCCCGCCGCGUCGCUGAGCUCCGCCCACCUGCGCGGCUGCAUCCCGCCUGAUGUGUGUCUGCCGCCGCUGCAGCCGGGCGAGCUGCGGCUGUGCGGCCUCACCUUCCACCCGGACGUGGCGCAGCGCGUGCGGAGGCGCAUGGCGGAGUGGGAGAACCAGGUCUGCGCGCGCGAGCUGAAGCCGCUGCGGGAUCUGCUGCCAGCAAAGUACCAGAUACACAUCCCGGGUAUCGACGACCACACACCGCCCCAAACCCUGGCACCACAACCCCAAUCAGCCGCUGCUGGUGAUGCUGCUACCGCUGCACCCACAACGGCGACAUGCCCUUCCUGGCGCGACGUCUUCCUCCGUCAGGACCUCCGCAGCCGCGUCAUUUGCUGGCGCCUCGCCGAGCACCUCGACCUCACCACCGACAAGGGCUGCGACUCGCCGCUGCCCGCUGACCCCGUCCACCCUGCGGACGUGGAACCCCGGCGUGACCCAGAUCGAGGCGGCUUGGGGCUGUACGCGACGCAGGCCAUCCGCCGUAACUCUGUGGUAUGCGUGCUGGCGGGCUACGUCAUGGCUCGGGAGCAGGCGGGGAAGAGCUUCGUGGAAAGCGGUUUUGUGGGGCUGCAGCGAGGUGCGCGGGAGGAGCUCAGAGCGCGGGCGGCGGGCGGGGGCGGCGGCAUGGACGAGGCCCUGCCGUGGAACUUCCUGGCGGCGUCCUUCAGGGUGCCGUACACGGGGAGUGGUGCGCUGAUUUCGGAGCCGUACCCAGGCUUGCCGCAGCUGGAGCUGCACAUGCUGGGGUACGGCAACUUGGGCGCGCUGGUGAACGACCCACGGGUCGACCCUUGGAAGCCGCAGCCCGACGCACACCAUGCAGCGGCCGCGAUGUUGGCCAACUGCCUUCUGGUCCCGGUAUCUGUCCGCGGUCUGGUUCUGCCGGUGCUGGUCGCCACCCGCGACAUCGCCCCCGGGGAGCAGCUGCUGCGCGACUACGGAGCCGACUGGUGGCGGGAGGUGCAACAGGACUGGGAGGUGCUGGACAGCUACGGUGUCAGCGCGGUGUCUGUGCUGCAUGGCAGCGAGGAGGAGCUCAUGCGGAGGUAUCCCCCACCACCCGGACUGCCUCGAGCUGCUGCUGUGGGUGCAGCUCCUGCGGGCGUCAGAGCAGCAGGGCCACCGGAUGCUGCAGCGGCAGCUCGGCAGCAUCACCACCUGCACCCGCAACGACACCAGCAGCAGCAGCACCGCCAACAGCAACCGCACUACCAUUCACAGCAGCAGCCCGCGAGACACGCAGAGGCAGGGGGUACGGCUGCUGCCGCUACCAGAAUGGAGGGCGACGUCCCCAGCGGUCGCGGUCACGGCGGCAGCGGUGGCGGCGGCGGUGGAGGGG